AUGGCCGAACCCGAGGAAAAGGAAAUCGUGGCCCACGAUGAAUCCUCUUCGUCGCCAUAUGAUGCCUCUGGCACAACCCGUGACAUCGACCCCGAGAAACUCAACGACCCUAAGAUGCAGAAAUUGGCUGGCGAAAUCACAUACGAGGAUGAGACGGAUCCCGUGAACAGACAGCACAACCCGCUUGCUCAAAAGCUGCGGUCGCGACACAUGCAGAUGAUAGCAAUUGGUGGCUCGAUCGGUGCUGGUCUUUUCGUCGGCUCUGGCAGUGCGUUGCACAAGGGCGGGCCUGGAAGUCUGCUCCUCGGUUUCAUCAUUAUUGGCUUCAUGCUGCUCUGCACCAUGCAGGCGCUCGGAGAAUUGGCCGUACUCUACCCCGUGAAUGGCGCGUUUUAUACCUACAUUGUUCGAUUCGUAGACCCAUCCAUCGGUUUCGCGGUCGGUUGGGACUACGCCAUUGGCUGGCUGACCGUCUUGCCCUUUGAACUUACCGCGGCCUCGAUCACCAUUGAAUACUGGAGAGAUGAUAUCCACGUCAGCGUUUGGAUCACUGUCUUCCUGGUUUUCCUAUGUCUAGUCCAGAUCUUCGGCGUGCUCGGCUACGGCGAGGUGGAGUUUGUCCUGGCUAUGAUCAAAAUCACCGCUUGCAUAGGUUUCAUCAUCUUCGGUAUUGUGGUUGACUGUGGCGGCGUCUCUUCCGACCAUCGCGGCUAUAUUGGUGCUCGAUAUUGGCACGACCCAGGCGCUUUUCAGAAUGGGUUCAAAGGCUUCUGCACUGUCUUUGUCACAGCAGCUUUUGCCUUUGGUGGAACAGAGCUCGUGGGAUUGGCGGCCGCGGAAGCUGCUGAUCCUCAUCGCUCCCUUCCCAAAGCCACUCGACAAGUCUUUUGGCGUAUUGCGACAUUUUACGUCCUUUCGCUCUUCAUUGUCGGGCUCAUCGUGCCAUCCGACAGCCCAGACCUUCUGGGAGCCAGCGGCGCCAAUACGAAAGCUUCUCCUUUUGUCCUGGCCAUCAAAUAUGCCGGUGUCAAAGGGCUGCCGUCCGUCAUGAAUGCGGUCAUCACUAUUUCCGUUAUUAGCGUCGCUAAUAGCUGCACUUACGGCUCUUCACGUACCAUGCAAGCCCUCGCGGCGAGAGGAAUGGGCCCAAAAUUUUUGAUGUAUGUCGACAGGCAGGGGAGACCGCUCUGGUGUAUCGUGAUCCAACUCUUGUUCGGCUGCCUCGCGUAUAUUGGUGAAGCGAAUGCUUCUGACACGAUCUUCACCUGGUUACUCUCCCUCUCUGGACUGAGCUUUUUCUUCCUGUGGAUGAGCAUCAAUCUCGCGCAUAUCAGUAAGUAUGCCCACGGCUUCACAAAACAUCAAUUACCCUACCAAGCCGCUUUCGGAAUCUGGGGGUCCUACAUCGGAUUCGGCCUAAACGCCCUGGCUAUCAUUGCAACGUUCUACACUUCUCUGUUUCCACUUGGUUCCAGCCCUGAUGCAGAGGUGUUUUUCGAGAAUUUCCUUGCUGCGCCGAUUGUCAUCGCUUUGUACCUGGGAUGGAAGAUCUACUCGCGUGAUCGGAAGAUGUUCGUUCGCACGAGCGAGAUGGAUGUCACGAUGGGUAUCAGGCGAGGAAGUCUGGAAAUUGCGGCGGAGAAAGGACGAACCGGGUGGACCAAAGCACUGAGGGUGUUCAUUUAA
Messenger RNA from Cladophialophora bantiana CBS 173.52, 1686 nucleotides. RefSeq lists its product as uncharacterized. Gene Ontology annotation, biological process: amino acid transmembrane transport. Lineage: Eukaryota; Fungi; Ascomycota; Eurotiomycetes; Chaetothyriales; Herpotrichiellaceae. Gene Ontology annotation, cellular component: membrane. Gene Ontology annotation, molecular function: amino acid transmembrane transporter activity. The record is from RefSeq and is a predicted model, not a curated record. Bases 1 to 1686 code for a protein of 561 amino acids. The transcript has 6 exons.